Molecule: messenger RNA, 601 nt
Organism: Drosophila teissieri
Lineage: Eukaryota; Metazoa; Arthropoda; Insecta; Diptera; Drosophilidae
Exons: 2
Coding region: 15-575 (186 amino acids)
Source: RefSeq, a predicted model, not a curated record
UAGUCGCCAACAGCAUGAUGAGAACUAUAUCGAUUUGUGUUCUUAUCGCCUUCAGUGGGGCCAUCAUGGCAGAAGGAAAACCUGUUCUUAUUAAGGUUUUUGGUCCCAGCGGUGGCUACUCCAGUGGCAGUUACCAGAAUGCAGUGGGAGCAUCGCCUGACACCACCCAGCUCAUCUCCAGCCUUAUAUCUUCAAAAAUUCAACUGUUGAACAGCGUGCUACAGGCCAAAUCUCCUUCCGGGAGCUUCCGUAUUGGUUUUAAUAAGUCUGUAAAGUUUUUCGGCCCCACAAGCGCCACUAGCACCACCGAACAGCCCGUGCCACACCAUACCACCGAGGUAAACACAGACUUUGUUCCGGAUGAAUCUAGUAGGACUACUCAACUUUUUUACUCGACAACAACAGAAGGUUUUGUCGAAACGCCGAUCCCCACUAUACAUCCCGAGCUACCAGCCAGUACCACUGCAGGGAUCACAAUAGGGACCACCACUUCGGUAACACAUCCACCCAUCUCGACGACAGCAACUUCUGGAUACUCCUAUCGCACUCCCACUACCCAUCCAUUAGUUCAGUGAAAACCGACUUAUUGCCAACUCAAAUA